AUGGCUUCUCCUCAGGUAAUCCGUACCCCCAUCACCGAUCUGCUCAAGAUCAACCACCCCGUCCUGCUAGCGGGUAUGAACGUGGCUGCUGGCCCCAAGCUGGCGGCCGCGGUCACCAACGCUGGCGGUCUCGGUGUCAUCGGAGGAGUCGGUUACACACCCGAUAUGCUGCGCGAGCAGGUUGCCGAGCUGAAGAGUUAUCUUCACGACAAGAAUGCUCCGUUCGGUGUCGACCUGCUACUGCCCCAGGUUGGUGGCAGCGCCCGUAAGACCAACUAUGAUUACACUAAGGGCAAGCUCAACGAGCUCAUCGAUAUCAUCAUCGAGAGCGGUGCUAAGCUCUUCGUGUCUGCUGUUGGUGUUCCCCCUAAGACCGCCGUUGACAAGCUCCACUCCGCCGGUAUCCUCUGUAUGAACAUGAUCGGCCACCCCAAGCACGUGGCCAAGGCUCUGGACGUCGGUAUUGAUAUCAUUUGUGCACAGGGUGGUGAGGGUGGUGGUCACACUGGUGAUGUUCCCACCACUGUCCUCAUCCCCACUGUUGCCAAGCUGGUGAAGGGCAAGAAGAGCCCCUUGACCGGUCAGGACGUCCAGGUCAUCGCUGCUGGUGGUCUGUUCAACGGUAACUCGGUUGCCGCCGCUCUGAUGCUCGGCGCCUCCGCUGUCUGGAUCGGUACCCGCUUCAUUCUGUCCGAGGAGGCCGGUGCCCCCAAGGCUCACCAGGAGGCUGUCCGCACUGCUGGCUUCGAGGACAACGUCCGCACCAUUAUCUUCACUGGUCGUCCCCUGCGUGUUCGUAAGAACGAUUACAUCAUGAACUGGGAGAACAACCGUGCGGAAGAGAUCAAGCAGCUCACCGCCAAGGGUAUCAUCCCCGUUGAGCACGAUUUCGAGAACCUGCCCGAUGAUGUUGACGACGAUACCUUGGAUAACGCCCGCCCCUUCUUGAUGGGCAAGGUGGCCGCUGUUGUCGAUGAGAAGAAGUCCGCCAAGGCCAUUGUGGAUGAACUCGUCACUGACGCUGCUGCUCUUAUGAAGAAGGGCAGCCAGAUGCUGGCCAAGCUGUAA
This is a messenger RNA of Penicillium longicatenatum, 1068 nucleotides long. RefSeq names its product nitronate monooxygenase. NCBI's taxonomy places the organism in Eukaryota, Fungi, Ascomycota, Eurotiomycetes, Eurotiales, Aspergillaceae. The coding region runs from base 1 to 1068 and encodes 355 amino acids. The record is from RefSeq and is a predicted model, not a curated record. Gene Ontology annotation, molecular function: nitronate monooxygenase activity. The transcript has 4 exons.